AGGAAGCCGGGUAGGCUGGGGGACGAGGAUGCGCUCUCCAUUGGCUGCUGCGCGCGCUCGUCCCGCCCGCUCGCCGACCAUUCAAUAAACUUUCUCCCGGCUGCAGCUGCCUUGGUCGGGCAAAACAGCUGCAGCGACGCGCAGGUUGCGGGCUGCGAGAGGGAGAGCGCCAAGGGGCUCCUGGAUGGGCGUGUGCGUAAAAAGGGCUGGAGAGGAACGCUGCUGCUGCUGCUGCUGCUGCUGCUGCUGCUGCUGCUGCUGCUGAGGCAGGGAGAAUGGUGAGGGUUAGGAGGAGGAAGAUGGCACCGCUGCCGCCGCCUCCAGCUGCCCUUUGAGCUCUCCGGAGGGAGGAAGGAGACCUCGGCUCCACGCUCCUUCGACGGGCCGCCUCUGUCCCCGGGGAGAACCCAACGCCAGGUGUCUAUGGAUGUGCAGCGGAAGAAGAAAUGGACCAACCUCACCAUUGGCCUCCUUUUCCUGUCGGGAGGGAUUGAGUACGGUGAGAUUCCCUGGGCAUGGGAUGGGGGGGGGGAGUGUUUAGACCCUGGAUACAGACUUGACAAUUUUAUAUACUUCAUCACACACACGCCCCUACACACGUACAUAUACAGUGGUACCUCGGGUUACAGACGCUUCAGGUUACAGAUGCUUCAGGUUACAGACUCCGCUCACCCAGGAAUAGUACCUCGGGUUAAGAAUUUGCUAAAGGAUGAGAACAGAAAUUGCACACUGGGGGCGCGGCGGCAGCGGGAGGCCCCAUUAGCUAAAGUGGGACCUCAGGUUAAGAACAGUUUCAGGUUAAGAACAGACCUUCAGAGCGAAUUAAGUUCUUAACCAGAGGUACCACUGUAUAUGCGGUUUUUGCUGAUGCUCGUCUCAACAUGCUGGUGUUGUUUUUGUGUUUAUUAUUAGAUUUGAUACCCCACAAUUUUAUAUAUAGCUUGAUCCCUCUGUCCCCCCCCUCACACGCAUGCACAUAUCUACACACGCCAGGGGUGCCAACUUGAAUAAAAUAUGGGGGGGGGCAGGUAAGCCCGCCCCAUGUAAUCUGUCCCAGGAUGCGGCACACACACACACACACACACACACACACACACCAUUUGAAUGGCAAUGCCCAUCCCAUCAACAUGGGGGACACCCCCCUCAAAUAUUUUACUGGGGGGGUGUCAAAGGGACCUCAGCUCUUAUGAGUUGGUUCCUAUGACACACACACACACCGUUUUAGUUGAAGCUGGUCUCAUCAUGCUGGUGUUUAUUAUUAUUUUUACUACGGCUUUACAGCCCUGGUACCCAGGUCUCCAGUCCAAAAAGGCUCCAGGAGUGACUUGCAUUUGAGCAAAACAAAACAGUGCCUGCUCUGGUGCUUAUAAGCUAAAGACACACACAGCACAAAGGGGAAAGGGAGGCUGCUUUGCACUAUUUGGCCAAGAGGUCCUCCAGAAAGGGCUCCCUUGAUGCUGAAGUAGCACACUCUGCCCCUAGGAAGCUCAGGUUUUAAGGGGAGGAGCUUGAUGGUGGAGGAAGUCCAGUUUGCUUGGACCCUCCCUGGCUUGAUCCUCUGAUCCAGGGGUCAGCAAAUUUUUUCAGCUGGGGGCCGGUCCACUGUCCCUCAGACCUUGUAGGGGCUGUACUAUAUAUUAUUUUUUUGGGGGGGGGAAUAACACAUUCCUAUGCCCCACAAAUAACCCAGAGAUGCAUUUUAAAUAAAAGGACACAUUCUACUCAUGUCAAAACAUGCUGAUUCCUGGACCCUCUGCGGGUCGGAUUUAGAAGGCCGGAUCCAGCCCCAGCUUUAGGUUGCCUCCCCAUGCUCUGAUCUAAUGCAGAUUUCGUAGAGAGAUUCUCAUCUUUAUUGCAUGUUCCAGAAGUGCAUAUUGAGUCUUUUGAGGUUUUUGUGCCUCUGCCAGUUGUUCAGCAUGCCUGCCUUGACAAGAUCCUGGCCUGUAGAUAAUCAAAUGAAUUGCGUGGUUAAGUUUGAGAAGGUGCAGUUCUUUAGCCCUGAACUUUCCACACACACCUGCUUUGCUUCCUGCUUCUGCCAUUCCCAGAUAGGUGGGAGGAAGUAAGAAGUAGUUUGCCGUGCCCAUCACUUAGAAUCUUAGAGUUGGAAGAGACCCGAGGGUCAUCUAGUCCAACCCCCUGCAAUGCAGGGAUCUCAGCUAAAGCAUCCAUGACAGAUGGCCAUCCAACCUCUGCUUAAAAACCUCCAAGGAAGGAGAGUCCACCUCCUCCCGGGGGAGACCGUUCCACUAUCCAACAGCUCUUACUGUCAGAAAGUUCUUCCUGGUGUUUAUUUGGAAUAAUCUUUUUUGUAACUUGAAUCCAUUGGAUUAAGUCCUGCGCUCUAGAACAGCAGAAAGCAAGCUUGCACGCUCUUCCAUGUGUGAGCCCUCCAGAUAUUUGAAGAUGGCUGUUGCAUUUCUUCUCAGUCUCCUCUUUUCCAAGUUGAACAUACUCAACUCUCACUUCUCACCACUUUCAACCUGUGCAGUUGGUUUUCUCCGGCGGAGUCUAGAAUGCUGUGCCUUGUGAAUUUGUUUUCCAGUUGCAAAUGGUUUUCUCCCAGGAAACUAGUAUCUGCAUCCUAACCUUUGACUUCUAGAAGCUUGCCAAUUGUCCUUGGAUAGGUUGGCUGUUUGGGUUGCUGUUCCUCUGCUCUGUGAAUGAGAUGAGGUUAGCAGGCCAUACUCCAGAGUAAGGACAUAAUAGGCUUGGGCUGCAAUAUGAAAAUGUUUUCGGGUUAAGAUGCUGGAGUAAGCAUGAUUGGAGUCAGAGGGGGUAGGCAAUAGGGACCACAGGUGCCAUCAGCCUCAGACAGCAUUGCCAAGGUCAGGGGUGAUGCCCGUGUUGCUGGACUACAGCUCCCUAGUCCUCACAUUGGCUCACCCUUGAAUGUGAGAUUCUUUCCACUGUUCUCAAGGAGCUGGAAGCAGCAGCCUUGCAGAAACUGAACAGGCCUGCCUGGGUCUUUGUCAGUGCCAGGAUGGAAGAAAUUCUGAAAGCCCUCACGGAAGAAAGCCAAGAGACAAAUGUACAAAAUCAAUAAUAGUUGCAGGACACUUGGAAGGAUAAAGCUUAGAAAAACGUGACUAAAGGAGGAUGUGAUAAAGAUCCCUAAAAUUAGGCAUAGUGUGGAUAAAGUGGACAGAGGGGAGGUUUUUCUCCCACUCUUGUAAUACUUGAUCUUGAUGUUAAGAAAAGGGAACCCAAAAUGAUCAAGGGGAUGCAACAAUUUCCCUAUGAGGAAAAGUUGCAACCUUGGAGGAUUUAAAAUUUAGAGAAUAGGUGGAUGUUUCAUUUAGAGAAAAGGUGAGACGAGACAUGACUGUGAGUUGUACAAAAUUAUGCCUGGAGAAAGUGGAGAUAAACAUGUUCUUCAUUAUUAAAAGCUUUCUGAGCUGCUUUUUCCAUCACGUUGCCAUACAUCCAGGUUUUCCUUGACUUUUUGCCAGUUCGGCAAAACCUCCCCUCGACGCCAUUUUUACACCCAAAAACCAGCACAGCAGGAAUUUUCCUGACGUAUGGCAAGCAAGGGAGGAGCUGCUGUGCUCAUGAGGCCUGACACUCCACCCAGUCUGUGCAGAUCAGUUUCUUGCUAACAAAUAACUCCAGCUUGCACGGUGUCACUCCUGAUAUUAAUGACUCCUAGUUACCAUGAUGUAUUCAGGAGCAGAGGCAGCCUGCCACGUUGAAAGGUGUUGGUUGGGGAGCAAUAAUGGCAGAGGACUGUUGCCUUCAAGCCUUGCUUGCCACUGUGGGCAGCAGGAUGGGUGAACCAGUUGGACCUGUGGCCUGACCCAGCAGAGCUCUGGUUUUGCAUAAGAAUACGGGAAGCUGCCUUGUAUGAUGUCAGGCCGUUGGCCCAUCUAGUUCCAUCUUGUCUGCACUGGCUGGCAGUGAAACUCCAGGGUUCCAGGAAUUGAAUCUUUCCCAGCCAUACAGGCAGCCCUGUUCAGGGAAAUUUUUAAUGUGUGACAUUUUAAUGUAUUUUUAAUCUUUGUUGGAAGCCACCCAGAGUGGCUGGGGAAACCCAGCCAGAUGGGCAGGGUACAAAUAAUAGAUUAUUAUUAUUAUUGUUAUUAUUAUUAUUAUACUUGGAAAUGCCAGUAGGGAUUGAACCUGCCUUGCGUUCUUCUUGCAGCAAAUGCUGUGCUGCUUGCGUGUUCUUUGAUUAAGUGUGGGAAUCAGAUGUCACAAUACAACCAAUAGGUUGCUUCACGGGGUUUUGAGAGUUAAAAAAAAAGAGAAGCACAUGUUGUAACAGUGAGCAUAACAUAACACACAACAGUACAAACAACCAAAUAAAAGACUUCCUUUAUCCUGUAUCUGGCCUCCUUAUUUACUUCUUAUAAACUAUUUCCUUUAUGAAUAAUUAUUAAGAUUUUUCUAAUUAAAACUUACGUAAAUGUCCACAAAGUCUCCUGCAGACAUUAAUUGAAACAAGUCCAGGUAUGUAUUUUAGGGCACCCCUUUGUGAAGUGUUUUGUAAACUGGAAAAAGGAAACUAUGCCAGCAAAAAAGGAAUGGCAAGAUAAACUGUUAAGAGUAUAUUGAACUGGCUAGAUUAACAGAGGCAAUUUGAGAUCACACUAGACAAGAGUUUCAGAAAGCAUGGGGGAAAUGCAGAGACCACGGGACAACUCUCAUGGCAAUGACCUGGAGCCAACUCCUAGGGGCUGAGGGGUCUUUGGCCCUCCCCAUAAAAUAUUUGAGGGGGCUGCCCCCCAAAAACAGAUGGGCAUUGCUAAACAAAUGAUGUGCAUGUAGCGUGUCAUGUGAUCGAUUGUGUGGGAUGGGGCUUGUCCCUUCCCCAAAAUUGUAUUCAAGACCCCUGCUCUCAUAACUAUAAAGCCUUAAACCUUAUAAACCCUUAAAUGGCUCAGAACCGCAAUGCCUCAAUGAGGACCUCUUUCCAUAUGAACCUACCCAGACCUUGAGAUCAUCAUCUGAGUCCCUUCUUUGUGUGCCUCCUCCACAAGAAGUCUGGGGUGCGGCAACACGAGAACGGGGCCUUCUCUGCAGUGCCUCCCAGUUUGUGGAACGCUCUCUUCAGGGAGACUCGCCUGGUGACUUCAUUAUACACCUUUCGGUGACCAGCAAAAAGGUUCCUCUUUAACCAGGCCUUUGGCUGACUGACAUCCGAUGUCCUUUUAAAAUGUGUUGGGGGUGAUUGGGUUGUUUUGGUAUUUACUUUUAUUAUGUAUUUUGUGUUUUUAUGUUGUAACUGCCCUGUGACCCGCGGGUAUGCAAAUUUAAAUAGCAAUAGUAUUAAUCAUAAUAUUUUCUGGAAGCCGCUUCUGAUGGAUGCUCUUUUUGAUACUUUCUAUUUACUGGAGUUUAUUUUUUCGCCUCUCCGCAGCUGUGAUCCUGCCCACCCUCUGGGCUUACCUGCAAACUCUCAAUGCUGAGCCCUACUUCCUGGGCCUGGGCAUCUCUGCCUUUAGCUUUGCCGGGCUGAUCACAGGCCCGCUGUUUGGAUAUUGGUCUGACCGUACCCAUAAAACCAAGGCCAUCAUCCUCUUCGCCAACUUGUUUCAGAUAGCAGGUAAGUGGGGGCUGCAUUGAGAGUGGUGGUGGCAGGGGCAGUGGUUGUGUUUGGGGUCAAAGCAUGCAGAUGAGACUCCAGUCCCCCACGGUAAAGGUAAAGUGACCCCUGACCAUUAGGUCCAGUCGUGCCCGACUCUGGGGUUGUGGCGCUCAUCUCGCUUUAUUGGCCGAGGGAGCCAGCGUACAGCUUCUGAUCAUGUGGCCAGCAUGACUAAACCACUUCUGGCCAACCAGAGCAGCGCACGGAAAUGCCGUUUACCUUCCCGCCGGAGCGGUACCUAUUUAUCUACUUGCACUUUGAUGUGCUUUCGAACUGCUAGGUUGGCAGGAGCAGGGACCGAGCAACGGGAGCUCACCCCGUCGCGGGGAUUUGAACUGCUGACCUUCUGAUCGGCAAGUCCUAGGCUCUGUGGUUUAACCCACAGCGCCACCCGCCUCCCUUUUCCCCCACGGUAGGUGGAAGCUAAACUUUGCUGGAAACCACAGGAGAGGAGAGGGCUCUUGUGCUUGGUUCUUGCUUGUGGGUUUCCCAUAGGCAUCUGGUUGGCCACUGUGAGAACAGGAUCCUGGAUGGGCCAUGGGCCUGAUCCAGCAGGCUCGUCUUAUGUUAAGGGAUUUAAAAUGUCAGAUCUCUUCCAGGCGACUUGCCAAGUGAUGGUUGCAUCUUGCACUUUCCAGCUCAUUUUCCCCAUCACUUUCCUUACAGCAAAAAGUAAGGAAAGUGGGGGAAGUGGGUUUGUUGCACAAGAGCGCAAAGUCCACCCUAACCACGCAAGCUGAAUCGACCAGAAAAAGGGCGUGUAGACUUGAAUUGUGCCCUGCUUUCUAGUGGAUUGCUAUACUGGGGAGAAAGUUGCUUUUUCUAGAGCAAGAUGAUUCAUUUAGCCUGGUUUCCUCUGCAACUCAUGCUUGUCUUUCCUGUGUCUUCCGCUUCCAGGGAACUUCAUGUACUUUGUCGGUGGUUCCAAAUGGAUGCUUCUGAGUGGUCGGCUGGUGGCAGGUAAGUGAUAGAGUGGAGGGUGUAUUUAUGUUUGCACAUGUGAGAUUUUUUUGAAUAAUAGUUGCAUUUGGGUGGUGGGUCUUGGAGAAAAACACUGCGUUUCCUCUUUUCUAAAAAUAAAUUGGGGUGUGAAUGUAUUUUUGUUGUUGUUGUCUAAUGGGGAUGGAAAGAGCAUUCCUUCAUUUUUAUCCCCCCCCCCAUUUAAAAUGGAUAUCGCUGGAUUGGAAUUUCGCAUUCCUUGUUUUGCUUUGCUUUUUGCCCCGCCCACUUCCACCUAGAGCCCCGCCCCUGUUGGAAUGCACCCUCCCAAAGGUUUCCUUCACUUGAACCCAGCCUGCAGGCCAAAAGUAGCCCCCCCUCGUGCUUUAGGGAUGGUUUUGUCAUACAUACACAGAUCAUUUUAUCUGUAUGCCUCCUUUCCAUACUUAGAACCAUACUCAGGGUGUCUUCCAACGUGAAGAAAUUUGCAUAAUUACAAAUAUAGUGGUACCUUGGCUGUCGAACGGCUUAGUUGUCGAACAAAUUGGUUCCCGCAUGCCACAAACCCGGAAGUGAUUGUUCCGGUUUGCGAAUGCUGUGCCUUGGUUUUCGAACCAUUUCAGGAGUCGAACACACUCCUGGAACGGAUUGAGUUCGACAACAAAGGUACCACUGUAGGACAAAAGCGGUCAUAAACGAUAAAUGAAACACAUCAAAAAGUACACAACCAAUCUGAUAAUGAUUUACCCACAAGUCAGAAUAAGAUCUAAAAAUAACGAUACAAAAAUUAACAGCCACAACUGGCCCCCACACCCAAACAAAACCCCAGCCUAAGAGUCUGUUCAGCAGCCUUAGUUUUUUUUUGUAGUUGGAGUCAGUCUGGGGCAUGCCUUCCCCAGCCUGGUAGAAAAAGCUCUGCAAGGCAGGGAGCAGGUCUUUCAGGACUUACAGCUAGGAUGGCCUCUGUCCUCUGUCCCCCCUUCCCCCCUCUGACUCUUUGUACUUGGCCCUCCCCUGCAGGUGUGGGCACAGGAGCAGGAGCAUCCAUCUUUGGCUACAUCACCCGAACCACCACGUCCCAGGAGCGCGCCACGGUGUUUGCGGCUGUCAUGGCAUGCAGACAGGUUGGGCUACUCAUCGGUAAGUCUGAUUUCCUCUGCCCUCUAAAAACCUUCAGUAUAUUCCUGUCUGCUAUGGAAAGGGCUGGGUUAACCAUUAAGCAAAAUAAGCACAUUCUUAGGGCACUAAGGGAAGGGGGGGGUGCACCACAGAAAUUUUUCCAUUGCUGGGUUUUUAACAUUGUUGGCUACAAAUGGCUCAGCUGAGCGUUCAUUUUCUCAGUGGAAGUCUAUUAAAAAUCCCAACAGAAGAAAUAUGCAAUGAGGCAGGCUGGGUGCCUUAUCUCUACAAAGUAUAGAAGCAGAUGUGUUAUGUAAUAUUAAUUUUGAGGUUCUGAUCAAUUAGAAAAAGGAGAAUUUUUUUAUUUUUUAUAAAUUUUUAUUCAAUUUUACAUAUAAUUUCCAUAAAUCAUAUAACCUAUGUUCAUAUCCUAUACAAUAUUUUAGAUUUCCACCAACUACAUCUGAAGAUUUUUCAGUCUUUAUCACUUAAUCUGCAUUUCACUAAUUUCGUUUCAUUUCGACAAAUCAAAUUUUGUUCUGUGGUUUAUUAUUAUUAAUACUUUGAAUUAGAUAUGUUUGGGGGUACCAAAGUGCUCAGGUCCUCUAAAGGUUUUCAUCCUGCCCUGGCUAUGCAUUUCUGUUAUUACCAUACCUCCCUGGAUGUUUGUGGGGACUCAGGUGGAAAUCACAGGUAGAGAUCAGUGCAUUUGUGGACCAAUUUUCCAAUCAAGACCAUUUGUUUAGUCUGCAGUUGCCACGGAGAAGAUGGAACACGUGGAGGAUGUGACGAUCAAGGGUUAAUGUCUACAGUGGCGGAUCUCUGCCUCUGCUGUCAGGGGCAGCAUGUCUCUGAAUCCUAGUUGCGGGAAUUCACAUGUGCGGAGAGUUCUCUUGCUCUCAGGUCCUGUUUGUGCACUUCUCAUCGGCAUGUGGCCGGCCACGGGGAGAGCAGGAUGCUGGGACAGAGAAUUAUUUAACCUGACCCAGCAGGUCUCUUCUGAUGCUCUGAGGAACAAGAACAUGCAGAUUAACUGCUUCGUAUGGCAUAACGUGCUUGCUUUGUUUCAUAUGGAGCAAGCGGGAGGCAUAAUCCUCAGCCCUUCCCUGCUUAACCAGGAACAAUUUAUUUAUUAUUGCAAAACAGUGUGGAAGCUUUCAGAGGAACAAACUGGGUGCAGUGCAAUUGUUGCAGUUUGAAAUGCACACACAGAGAAGGAGAAAGGUGUAGGUUUUUUUAAAGGUGCAAUACAAAUGAAGGCUUAUUUGGGCUUGUUUGUAGACCCAGUUCCUUGAUAUCCUGAUGUAGCAAGUGCCUCUGCAUGGAAAAGCAGUGUUUCUUUUCUUUUCAUUUCACUUUUAAUUUUUAUACCGCCUUUCUAUAUUGCUGUACACAAGGCAGCUCACAAACUGAAGAAACAAUAAAGUUUGCACACCUUAUAGCAGAGUGAUCCAGUACAGAAAUGUCAUCGUGAAAAUGUAACAUUAAAAUAAACAAGUUAUAGCAAAUGAACUAAUACUCGGCCAUCCAUUAGAAUAUAAUAGUACACAAUAAAAUUAAAUAUCAGCAAAUAAUAACUAAACAGAAAUGCAUUCUUAACAAUUACAAUCAAUAAUUUCUAAACUAUAAUCUAUAAAAGUAACAGUGCAGAAAAUAACAAUACAAAAUUAAAAGCAAAGACACACAAUGUCUAAAAAUAAUUUUUUAAAAAUAAGAAUAAUCCCCGAACUCUCUUCAUCUCUUCCCAGCUGCUUCUGCUGUUCCUAAGUCAUGGUCUGGGAAAGGCUGCUAGGGCUGGAGGGUUGGGCAAAGCAGGUGGGAAAAGCCAUUUUCUGGUGGCUAGCACAAAGUCUCUUUCUCCCAGUAUGUGCCUCAGCCUUGCAGAUUAGCAGAUAAAAGUUUCCAACCUUCUAAAAGGGAGUUGUGUUUCUGAUCUGGCUUCAGAGGAGAGGAGGAGCCCCUCUUCCACAGCCAGAAGUGUAAAAGAACAUACACAGACCCUGCUUGGUCAGUGCAAUUUGGACUUGUUUGUAGUGGUCAGUCCCAGCCACCAUCCUGGUCUCACAGUGGCCGGCCAAAUGUCCAUCGGCAACCUGCGCCUCUGCUUGAAAGGAUUGCUGCUACUGAGAAUUGUGUGAGAGUGGGUGGGCGGGUCAUGCCGCAACAAGCUGAACAUGGAAGUUGCAGCCUGCGUGGCUCAGUUGGUUAGCGCAUGGUGCAGAUAAUGCCAAAAUUGCAGGUUCGGUUCCUGUAUGAGACAACGGCAUAUUCCUGCCUUGCAGGGUUUUGCACUAGGGUCCUUUCCGACUCUACAGUUCUAAGAUUCUAAGCUUUUGUACGUUGCUGCCAUGCUGCUUUCAGACACCUGACUUGCCACUUUUGCCCCCCAGGGCCAGCUUGUAACCUGUUCCUGCGCCUCUGUAACUUCCAGGUGGGGCCCUUCGUGGUCGACAAGUUCACAUCGCCUGGGGUGAGUAGAAGCACUUUGUUAGCAACUAUGUAUAAUCCAGCCUGGUGCAUUUGAUCCCAUGGGUGAGGCAAGCUCCUCUCCACAAUGGUGCAAGGCCUGGCCCAUGGAUGAGGCAGGAUGAGGCUCCCGUCUUGAGCGGCAGGAGCCCGAGGGGUGGUGCCCACCUUGCCUUCGCCGCCUGCCCAUUCCAGCAGCACUGGCUUCCAGUGGGAUCUCACGAAAUGCCUGAGAUCUUGCAAAGGAAACCUCACUGAAAGUUGGCACUGCUGCCAGCACUUUGCGGGCAACCGCUGUGCAAUGCUGGUAGCAGCGGGGGCUUUGCACAUUUCUCCUCAAGCGACAAAACAGGAUGCGCCGCCCCUGCACAUGGCUGUUUGGCAGAUUGGGCAGGAUGGGCAAUGCCUUUUCAAAUUGCAGGUAGGGUGGAAAAGGAAGACAUCCCUGUGAUUGGAAAAUCAAGCGAAUCAGCUAAAGGACUGGGCUGGAACCGUUGUCCCUGGCACACUAGACUUCUACGUGCAGGGCGUUCUCCUGUGUGGGGGAUCAUUUAAUUGUAUCAGAAUAGUCCCAGAGUAGUGCAGUUCCUAUCACUUUAUGUCAGCAGCUCGUCCUACACUCGAGUAGGACCCUGGCAGAAACACACACCCGAUUGGCAUGUUCUCUCCCUCCUGGUCUUUCAUUUGGGAGCUUCAUAAGCUUUUUUCCAUCCGAACAUCACAGCCAACAGACAUCGGCACACGUAGAGUUUCCGCAUCAUGCGCGUGACAGACCUCAGCAACUCAGCAUUUUGGCUAAUCUACUUUAUUUACAUAUAAACACAUACGGAGCAUUGCAACAUGGCUCCCCCUCUCUCUCUAGCAUCAGACAGCAAGGGGAAAAAAACCAAAGGACAACAGUCCCACUUCACGGAGCACAGUAACACAAACAUCCAGUCUCCCUCACUUCCCACUCUGUGGAGUCAAAACAUACACCGUCAUGUGAAAGACAAAAAUCCCAUGACUGCAGUCAUGGAGCAGGAAUUCUAACACUUUAUUCCUGCCUAAUUCUGGUGCAAAUACACCCAGUCUAACUUUGGGAGGAGUUAUUUGUCUUUGUAAGAGGCUGGAGGAAAGUCAGAAUGGUUAUGCUCUGACUCUGUGGCUGGAAAACACUGGAGGGGAAGAAUCAGCCACCUGCCCCCAACUAUUCAACUUUUUAAUUAUUAUUUCAUUCAGUGUGUGACAAGGCUGGCAGAGCAUUGCGAGAAUUCAACAAAAGAGAAAAAGAAAAGCAUUUGAGCCCGGUCAGGUGUCAAGUAAAGAGAUGAAAGAUAAAGGGGGAAAAAAUCAGAGCUUGUGUAAAAGAGGCAAAGUGGCAGUAUUCCAACAUAAGACAGAAAUAGGGGAUCAAAGACUCAUAUAAUCAAAACCAGCACUAGAUGAAAUCAUAUUUGGAUGGAAUGUGCCGACUGUGUCAUUAAAUAAGGUGCAAAAAUAAUCGCCAGGCAGCUGCAAAGUCCCAACAGAUCCGCUUCCUCUCUGAGAAUCCAGACUUAGUGAGUGCAUUUAUUCGGAUGCGGCUAUAAAUAAGGCUUUUAAAACCCCAGUUUGUAAUAGACUUCGUGGAAGUGUCCUUCUAGUCUUGAGCUGUUAGCAAACGAGUUAUCAGUAUCUUUUCUCCUUAAUAUUGUUCUAGCUGGAAGUUUGCAAAAUUAUAUGUGGCAUAGAGAAAGAGGAUACUGAGAUGUUUUUCUUCCUCUCUCCUAACACUAGAACUGGGGUAGCCGUGUUGGUCUGACGCAGUCAAAAUAAAUAAUAAAAAUAAAAAAUUGUAAAAAAUAAUAAUCCAUUUUUAAUUUAUUUAUUUUUACUAGAACUGGGGGACAUUCAAAGAAGCUGAAUGUGGGAAGUUUCAGGGCAGAUCAAUGAAAUUGUUCUUCAUGCAGCGCAUUGCUAAAACUAUGGCACUCGGUCCUGCAGGAGGCAGUGAUUACCAUCAACUUUGAUGGCUUUAAGAGAGGAUUAGAGAAAUUCAUGGAGGCAGAGAAGGCUAUCGAUGGCUCCUAGCCACAAUGGCUCUGCUCUGCUUCCACAGCUGGAGGAGCCAUGCUUCUGAAGUAUCCCAGUUGCUGGAAACCUCAGGAGAGGAGAGUGUUCUUGUGCUCAAAUCCUGCUCACUGGUUUCCCCCAAGCAUCAGGUUGGCCGCUGUGAGAACAGGAUGCUGGACUAGAUGGGCCAUUGGCCUGAUCCAGCAAGCAGGCUGGCUGUAAGUCCCUGUGUCCUUUUAAAAAUAUAUAUAUUCUUUAUUUUAAAAGGGUGGAUCCAGACACGGGGGGGGGGGGGGAUGCUAUAAAUAAGUCAGGAACUAGAUUGUUAUAACAAAAGAAAAAAAAUCUCUAUGGAAAAUCGUGUUUUAAAAUUUCCUGCUCUCUGGCGCCAUCUGGUGUUGCAUGUUUAUAGCACAUUCAAAUCGCUGUUUUUUUUACUAAAGCAGCUGAGUCCAUAGAAAGUAUAGCUACAAAUAGUACCCAUGCAGAAAAAACAAAACAGAAAAAAGAUACUGUGUACAUUACAAAAAAAGGGGGGGGCGACUUGUUGUUGUAGCAAACCACCCUGUGAUCCUCCGAUGAAGGGUAGCACAUAAAUUUAACAAAUAAAUAAAUGACGGUUCAGGGCGAUGCACUCAUGCUCAGGCUUUUCUUUCCUCCAUUCCUUCAGAUCUUCAUGUGCAUGGUGUGGCUGCUUCUGCAGAUCAUUGUUGCGACGCUGUACUACGACCUGCCGCCGCCGCCGUUGGGGCACUCCUCAAAGGCCCCAGCGGCGGCUGAGCGGGACACUGUGGAAGAGGAGGAGGAAAAGCCUCUUGUGCAACACGAGGAGGCAGCGGAGAGCAGCAGCUACGGCAGCACCUCCGCGGAGCGUCGGGAAGCUGUUUCAGGUGACGAGGUUCGGUAUGUGCCCAAUGGGCACUUGGCUGAUGAAGAAGCCUCUUUGGAGAAGACUCCCGCCUAUAAUUUCAGCUCCAUGACAGGUGAGCUCUCUUCCGUGGUGGGUAUGGGGCCAUCAAAGACAGGGGACCACAUUCCCUUCCAGGCAGACUUGCAGGGGCCACAUGGCAGUGGUGGGCGGGGCCAGAGGCAAAAGUGGGAGGAGCAGUGGGUGGGGCUUUUACCUUUCUGCAGUAGACUAGCGUCUACCCACCUCUCUCUGCCCUCACUGCAGGUGUUAGUAAUAAUAAUAAAAUUUAUUUGUACCUCACUCAUCUGACUGGGUUUUCCCAGCCACUCUGGGUGGCUUCCAGUAUAUUUGUUGUUGUUGUUGUUUAGUCAUUUAGUUGUGUCCGACUCUUCAUGACCCCAUGGACCAGAGCAUGCCAGGCACUCCUGUCUUCCACUGCCUCCCGCAGUUUGGUCAGACUCAUGCUGGUAGCUUCGAGAACACUGUCCCACCAUCUUGUCCUCUGUCAUCCCCUUCUCCUUGUGCCCUCCAUCUUUUCCAACUUCAGGGUCUUUUCCAGGGAGUCUUCUCUUCUCAUGAGGUGGCCAGAGUAUUGGAGCCUCAGCUUCAGGAUCUGUCCUUCCAGUGAGCACUCAGGGCUGAUUUCCUUCAGAAUGGAGAGGUUUGAUCUUCUUGCAGUCCAUGGGACUCUCAAGAGUCUCCUCCAGCACCAUAAUUCAAAAGCAUCAAUUCUUCGGCAAUCAGCCUUCUUGAUGGUCCAGCUCUCACUUCCAUACAUCACUACUGGGAAAACCGUAGCUUUAAUUAUACGGACCUUUGUUGGCAAGGUUCCAGCAUAUAUGAAAACAUAAUAAAUAAUAAAUCAUUAAAGAUUAAAAAGCAAGACACACGGCUUGGGGGAGAGCCGUGGGGGCCAGGUCUAUGGCCACAUCUGAUCCCUGGGCCCGAAGUUCUCCAUCUCUGAUCCAAAGCUUGCCCUACAAGAAGGCACAUGGAGAAGACUAGAGCUGAGCCUCCCUUUUCUGGUCUGCAAGUUCAGAAAGUUGGCAUGUUGGAGGAUGCUGCCUCAACUUUUUCCCCUGUCACCACCUCAUAAAACAAGCCAAUCAAUUUCCAAAUGUUCUGGUGGGGACAUAGUAGCUCUCGUGGCAGAAGAGGGCCUUGAGAACAGAGCGUCUUCCAAGGAAAGGACAAAAUUGGAGGCAGGCAGGGGCAAAGUUAAGGUUAAAGUUAAGUUUCUUAAAAAAAUAAUUUUACAGGUCCUUGUUUCUCAGUUUGAUCCUUUUACCUGGCUUUGUAUGUUUCAUGGUAUUUUAUGCAUUGUGACUUGCCAUUAUUUUUUAUUGAUUACUGCUUAACAAUGCUUUAUUGUUAAGUGUAAACUGUUUAAUUAUUAUUUGCUGAUAUUUAACUUUACUGUUAACUAUUAUAUCCUAAAGGAUGGUUGAAUAUUGUUUCAUUUGAUAUUAGUUGUUUAUUUUAAAGUUAAGUUUUUAUUGUGACUUUUUUGUGUCGGAUCAGAUUGUUGUGAGGUGUGCAAUCUUUGUUGUUUCUUCAGUUUGUGAACCACCUUGUGGUAUAAUAAUAUAAAAAGGCGGUAUACAGAUUAAAAGUGAAAUGAAAUAAUGUCCCGUUCAGCGUUGUUUUGGCUCUUUUGUGCCUCAAUGAGAUUUGUCAUUGCAGAGUACCUGAGGGAAGAGGUGGUGGUUCUGCUGACUGCCCAGUUCAUUACGCUCUUCAAUCAAACCGCCCUAGAGGUAGGUGACAUUUUUGAUGUGUUGCGUGCUCAGGCAAAUCCCAUGCUCGUUGUAUAGAUUGUCCUUCUCCCUUCCUGGCUGGUUCUCACACUACCUAUCCCUUUGGGAAGUGCCAAUUAUUUCUCAAUAUGUCUUUGUUGUUGGUAUUUGUUUCGUUUCCCGCCCUGCACCUCAAGUCCUCCCGGCUGCAUUUGGAGCAAUUUGUAACGCAAAAUUAAAAUCUGUGCCAAGCAAUGAGGUCAAAAGAAUAGGGUGGGUCCUAAUUUAUAGGCGUCAAAGGCCAGAGAGAAGAGGAGCAUCUUCAGCAGAUGACGAAAGCUGUACAGUGAAGAUGUUAGGUACACCUACAGUCACUCAUGGAUGCAUUGUUAAAACUGUGUUUAUGGAAGACAAUCUUACUCGGCUACGAGUGAUUGCCAAAGAAGGGGAGGGGGCGCCACAGCUUAGGAGCUGCCCCAGAAAAAGCCAUCUCCCAGAUCCGCAUUUCCUACGUCUCUUUAGUAGUAGUAGUAGUAGUAGCAGUAGCAGUAGCAGUAGUAGUAAUUUAUUAUUUAUGCCCCAACCAUCUGGCUUGGUUUUCCAGCCACUCUGGGUGGCUCCCAACAGAACAUUAAAAACACGAUAAAAAAAUCAAACAUUAAAAUCUUCCCUAAACAGGGCUGCCUUUAGAUGUCUUCUAAAAGUCAGAUAGUUGUUUAUUUCCUUGACAUCUGCUGGGAGGGUGUUCUACAGGGCGGGCACCACUACCAAUAAGGCCCUGUGCCUGGUUCCCUGUAGCCUCACUUCUCGCAGGGAGGGAACCACCAGAAGGCCCUCAAAGCUGGACCUCAGUGUCUGGGCUGAAUGAUGGAGGUGGAGACGCUCCUUCAGGUAUACUGGGCUGAGGCCGUUUAGUGUGGUGGUGGAACAUAAAGGGGACCAUUGGUUUCCCCUAUGCUCCCGGAUGCUCACGUAUGUUUUCUUCAUCUAGACGAUGGUGACCCCAAUCACCCAGAAGUUCUUGAAUUUUGGGGAGCUGGAGAACAGCAUCAUGUAUUUCCUCUGCGGUGUGGAGGUGAGUGCCAAGACCUAUGGCAAAGAGCCCUCAGACAAGGGACCAAGGUGAGAGUAUCCCUCUGGGUACUUUCUUCCCCCCUCCUUAAAAUGUGACUUUGUCUGACUUCUGUAGAACUGAAAGUUGUUUUUGAGGGGGAUGUCAAUUUCUGUCAUGUGUAUAUUUGUGUGUAAGCGUGAUCCCUGCCCAGUUUCUCCAACUGUUGCCGCUGGUUAAACAGGUUGGGCAGGCUUUUAAACUCUAUGCAAACCGCCCAACCUGUUAACUUUGAGAGAAAAUGUGAUAAGGUUAUUUACCACAAGCCACCCUUUCCAGUCUCGGGGUGGCGAGGGAAGAGGUAUCUAGCCCUGGUUACUCAUCUGGUUAGUGAUACUAGAGAGGGAAGCUAGUAUCUAGUGUCCUAAUCAUUGGAAACUCAGUGUAGCAAAGAGGACAUAUUUUCUCUGUUUGGGGAAAGCUGUUUUGCUUUAAGCCACUUCCUCCAAAAGGACUUUGAAGGGGUCCCCCCCCGUGACAGCUGAAUUUAUUCACCCAUUCAUUAAAUUCAUAUACCACCCCUCAUCAGAAGAUAUCAGGGCAGGUCACAGAAUAAAAUCCAAGAUAAAACACAAGCAAACAAUUAAACCAAAACAACAACAAAAAUAAUUGCUCCCACCCCUUCCCACAGAUAUGUUUAAAAGGCUGUAAGAUAUUAAUCCGCCAAAGGCCUGGUAGAAGAGGAAUGUUUUCACCUGGCACCUAAAAAUACAUACAGUGGUACCUCUGGUUGUGAAUGGGACCUGUUCCGGAAGCCCAUUUGCAACAUGCAAAGAGAGCAACGUGCAGCGGCACGUCUACGCACGCGCGGGUUGCGAUUUGCCACUUCUGCGCAUGCGCGUGACGUCAUUUUGCGCUUCUGUGCAUGUGUGAGUGGCGAAACCCGGAAGUAACCCUUUCUGGUACUUUUGGGUCGCCGUGGGACGUAACCUGAAAGAACGUAACGUGAAGCGGACGUAACAUGAGGUAUGACUGUAAUGAAGGUGCUAGGCGAACCUCCCUGGGGAGAGCAUUCCACAAAUGGGGAGCCACUGCAGAAAAGGCCCCGUUCUCGUAUUGCUGACCUCCAGACCUCUCGUGGAGGAGGCACACAAAGAAGGGCCUCAGAUGAUGAGUACAGAGUCUGGGAUGGUUCAUGUGGGGAGAGGUGGUCCUGCGGUCCUGACUGGUGCUUAUACCUUUGAAGGUGAAUAGGUGCUGGAAGAGCAGCUUCAAAGGAAGGUGCUGUUACUGCUGAUUGACAGGCUGGUUAAGACAACCUCCUUUAACCCCCGGCAAAAUUGGGUCACCUGUCGUCAUUAUGACAUUGCCAAAGUUGGCUACCGGGAGUAAGGUAUUGGGAAUCCAGUCCAUCAGCCAGAUCCAGUUCUUCAUCCCUACUUUCAUAGAUCUCCCACUCCCUGCCAUGAUUCAUUUUCACCAAGUGUCUGAUAAACUGAUAACUAAGGCUUAGCUAUUUUUGUGGGCGGUGUAUGCACCUCUUGACUGCUGUACGUGGGUCUGCCCUUGAAGACAGCUUGACUUUGAAUCCAGGGUUAUAUAAUGCUGGGUUUUGGUUGACAACAAUCCGUUUCCAAGCCAAAUUCAAGAUGCUCAUGGCUGUUUCCUUUUUAAAACAUAUCUUUACAGGAAUUUUUAGUAUGGGGAAAAAUAUUAUGACGCAUAUAGCAACAGGCUAUCAAGAAUUUAAAACCAGGAUAAGUGCAAACUAAGGAAAAAUCACCUGGAAAGAGUAACAGAAAAAUAUAUAAAUGAAAGAAUAAGGAGUGUUUGUUGCUGUAUCGUGUUUUUACUAUUUUUGUUGGGAGCCCACCAGAGUGGCUGGGACAACCCAGUCAGAUGAGUGGCAUAAUAAUAAUAAUAAUAAUCGGAAUUAUGCCAAGCAAAUCAUUAGAUCUAAUACAAUGGAAUAAGGAUUUUCAAUAAGAAAUGUUGCAAUAUGUCAUGGUAAAAAAGUACUGUUCUUUAUUUUAUAUUAAAUGAAUUUUUUAGUUAUUACUUCACUUUAUAAAACAGAACACUUACAACAACGAAGGAAAAUUAAAAGAUUUUUUUAAAAAAAAUAACCUAUAGCAUAGACAUGCCAUAGGAGUUGUUGGACAUGAGUUAAAAUAAUGCAGUCCAAGUAAAGACUAUCAGAUCAUCAACUAUAGUUCUUGAUUUGCCAGGCCUGGGGAUGAAGGUUGUCUUGAAAAUGAUGGUUCUGCUGUAUAUGUUAAACCUUUAAGGUGUACGCAGCCUCCUUCUCGGUACAAAUGCAUAGGAUUGCACCGUUGAUGUCUAGUCAUGUGAGAAGUCUGUGAUGCUCAAAAUGGCCGUCUUCUCUCCCCCUGCCUUCAGGUCAUUGCUGGCUUCUUCCUGGUGCGCUGCCUGAGCACUCGCCUGUCUGACCGCAUCCUCUUGGUCCUUGGCCUGGUCAUCUGCAACAUAGCCUGUGCUUGGUGCCUGUUCUUCCUGGUACGGCCCCGAGGUAACGUUGCUGAGCUCCUGACAAGACGCGGUCAUGGUCCUUCCAUGGUCCUGUUGAUCCUCUUUGGUGAACUGGUAUCCUUGAUCAGCCCCGUGCCUAUGCGAAGCGGAAGCCAGCUCUGCCAGAAUUCCCAGUUCCCAUGCAGCAGUUGGGAAAUGCUGCAGCUGGAAUGAACCGGGAGAGCAAUAAGAAGUGGUUCCAGAGCCAGGAGUGUUGAGAUUCCUGCUUUGCCUGGGGUUGGACUAGAUGCCCCUCGGGGUCCCUUCCACCUCUACAAUGCUAUGAUUCUAUGACCUGGGAGCCUGGCGCUGCCCUCCAGAUCUUUGUCUCAACCUUGAAACUCUCCUUUGGCCAAACCUGACAACCCUCACUGGCCCUGCUGAAAUGCUUCCUGCAUGUUUUGAUGGAAGGUGUAUGGGUGUGUUUAGAAACCAGAUUACAGUGCUACCUCUGGUUGCGAACCCGAUCCGUUCCGGAGGUCCGGCUGCAUCCCGAGGAAUUCGCAACUGGAGGACCGCUUCUGCGCAUGCAUGUGGCGUGGUUUAGCGUCUCUGCGCAUGUGCGCGGCACAUAGAGUGCUUCUGCACAUGCGCGCUUGGCAAAACCCAGAAAAAUACUUCCGGGGUUUGCCACAUUCGCAUCCCGAAGUUUCCGUAUCCAGAGGGAUACAUAAGCGGAGGUACGACUGUAUUGUACAAUGGUAAAAUUUGCUUUAGUUGCUCCACCCACUUUUGCCUCUGGUCCGCCCACCACUACUAUCUGGCCCUCAGAAGCCUACCCAAAAGCGAAUGCGGCCCUCGGGGUGAAAAGGGUUUCCUAUCCCGGAUCUAAACAAUUGGCCGCCAUCCACAACAUGGUAAAACAUGUGUUUAUUUGGGUAACCAAUUCUUAUCUCUUUGUGCCUCCCCAUCCUCUUCUGGCAUCCAUCUGUCUCUGGAGACAAUGGAGAAGUGUGCCUUUGGGGGUGAGGUCAAACUGUUGGAGAUUUACAGCGCCUGCUGUGGCUGUAGAGACUGAUACGGGAGAGACAUGUUUUGUUGCAGCUGGGGCAGAGGGAGGGGUCUGCUUGUGCUGCUGCAGAUGCACGAGGGCAUUUCUUCUCUCUGCGCUCCUCCCAGCAGUCAUUCCUCCUCUGGCCACUGCUGUGGAUGCACAACUUGACUGCCUCAGAUCUUUAAUGUGGGCUUUGGGGAGGGCAUAAAACCCCUUGACUUGUGUGAGAGAGGCAGAUGUAAUUCCAUCUUCCCUGGAGGUGUAAAAAUACAGCUAACCUUAGCCUUCAGUUCACCAGCCGUGUGACUUUGGUCUUUGGUUCAUGCACUUGACACUGGGAGGUGAAUGAGCACCCUCUGAUGCAAAAUCCAUAGGUUUAAUUCUUGCCCAUGCGGCUUGGAAUGCAACGGCUGUGCUUGAUGUUACACCUCACCAUUCAAAAGGCCACAGGGUUGCUUUGGUGCAAGGCCUGUUCAGACAUAGCCUGAGCAUCUUUCCCUGUGCAGCGCAUGGCUGCAGCAUGAAAGUGGUGAUGCCAUGCAUAUGUGAAUUGCAGAUCUUAGGGCAAUCGUGUCGGACAGCUCCUUGUUUUCUCCAGUGCAUCUGUUCACACAGACAAGGGACGGGCAUGUGUGCACAAGCUGUUCCCUGCCCUCUCUCUGUGUUUAAGUGGGCUCCAUCAAAAACCUUCCACUGGAGGCGAUGGGAGGAAAUGCCUUUCACCCUCAGUGGUCCACUCAUAUAUACAGAUCAUCCCUUGUUGCUCUCCAUCACCUCGCUCCUCCUCCUUACUGAGUUCUGUGUGCUUUGCUUCUUCCAGGUACCUUUACCAUCCUCCUUACAGAGUUGGUCGUGGGCGUUUUCCUGCAAGUCCUGGGCCUUCCCUUUGUUGCAGUCUCCCAAGUGUCGCUCUUUUCUAAAGUCACGGCCGAGAGAACGCAAGGUAAGGCUGUGUCUCAAAUUUUAAAGUUCGGAGUAGAGUACAGUGGACGCUUGGGUUGCGAACGUGAUCCAUGCGGGAGGCACAUUCGCAACCCACAGCGCAGCGUCUGCGCACGUGCAGGUUGCGAUUCGGCGCUUCUGUGCAUGCGCAAAGUGCAAUUUAGCAUUUCUGCGUAUGCGUGAGUACUGAAACCCAGAAGUAACCCGUUCUAGUACUUCCGGGUUUCGGCGAGUCCGUAACCCGAAAACGCGCAACCUGAAGCGUCUGUAACCUGAGGUCUGACUGUAAUUUCUUUGGAAGACAAUAAGCGGGCAUCCGCCCAACAUGACCAGUCCAACAAGCGAGGUGUGUUAGAACUGUGUCACUUCAGGCUGUAGGUGGGGAUGCCACUGUUUUUAAAGCUUGUGUGUGUGUGUAGUUAGAAAACAAAUACUGCAUGAAGGAAGCAAUAAUGGACCAAGAUAACUGGGAAUAGAAUCUCACCCUAUUAAUCUAAUUUUAUAGCUUGCAGGGAGUGUUCAGAACUGGCAUUCUCUUCCUUCAGCCUGAAGUAAUGCAGUCCCAAGCUGACACCUCAAGGCUCUACUCAUGUUCUGCUGCAUGUUUGUAUUGAGCCAUGUGCACACCUGUGUACACAUUGAUGUGUACUUCUAGUCUUGCAUCAUCUACUUUGAAAGAAGAUUUAUCUGUGCGUGGUUCUCCACGCCUUCCUACAAGGGUAGCCACACACUCUUUGUGCAGGAGAAGGAAUCUUUCAGUGCUCAGAGCACUGAAUAGUUACAGGAUCGUCAUGGUUUUUUGGGGGUGGGGAGAAAGGAACUAUUCCUUAAAUUCUAGCAUUCAGUGGCUAAAUAGUUCCAAUGUUGUUUUAUGUCAUGGGUGGGUCCUCUGGUCUAGAGUGGUGCUAGAGCUCCCCCCUUGAUCUACCUUAACUGCUAUGCACCAGAAUUGCAAUUCCUGCAUUGUGGGGGGCUUGGGCUAGAUGGCCCUUGUGACCCUCCUGAUAGCUGUCUGGACAGGUAGCAUCAAAGCAGAACUCUGCCGGUGCAGGGACACAACCACCUGCUCGCUGAAAGCUUCGUAUUGUGUUUAAAGCCAUCUCGGGGAUAGAUUGGUCCAGGUGAACUAUCUCAAAAGGUCCAGUAUCUCUCCCUCUGGCGUGGCUACCAGAGGGCAGAGUGUCUUAUUUCUAUCAGGAUUUCAGUUUCCCAGGCUAGUAUUCGCUUCCUGAUCAGGCUGCGCUUUCCUGGGUCCAGUUACUGUGUGCGGCAUUUGCCCUCUCCAGCCCUUGUUUGCAAGGCUUGUUUGUUGACUGGUGUUGGAUUGCUCUGUGGCCUGAUUUCCCUUUUUUCUUUAAAAAGAAAAAUGUUCUGCCUCUCGACACCUCCCACUCCUGAGAGCAGCAAAGCAUUGUUGCAACAUCCUUCCAGGCUUGGGAGAAUGACUCACCUGGGUUUGCUCUGUCUGCCUCGCUGUGCGCUUGUUGGCUUGUCAAGUAACGGAAGUGAAAUUGCAGUUCUGUCUUUGCCACUGCUUGCGGUUGGUUGACAUGGAGAGUUGACUGAGGCACAGCAGGCUGAAGGAGCAGCCAGGACUUUAGAUGAAGCAAACACACAACCCAAAUGGAAUUUGUAACAAAGAACGGGCACUCGAGCUCAUUUCCUCCUCCUCCUCCUGUCUAUUUUCCUUUUGUGCUGUGUCUUUUUAUUGUAAGCCUGAUGACAGGGAAUGAUUUGCUCAAAAAAAAAAUUCCUUAUCAAACCAAGUCUGUCUUUUAAACUUUUUGUUUUUUUAUCACACUAGUUGUGGUCAUCAGUGGGCGCAUUCGGUUGAUUAUGUUCUCAUAAAGUUUUCUGUUUCUAUAACGUUUCCCCCUUUAAUAAAGCAAAUUCAUGGGAAUCCAGGAUCUGAAUCAUUUUUUCUUGGACCUGUGCAUUCCAUUUUAACCUUCUGUUUCCAAGUAUCAGAUAGUUCGUUUCGUCCAAUAAUUUAGGAAAGGCAGGAGAAACGAAUGAUGUCAGAGAUAACUCAAGUGGAAAGUGGUCACUUUCAGCUCUGGGAAUUAUCCUGAAGUAUCUCUGUUAAUUGGCACAUUAUUAGAUGUUAGGAUAUAAUCUAUGGUGCUAGUAAAUCCUCUGGGGGAGAUAAAAGUAAAAUAACCCUCUUGAUCCCCUUGACCAUAACAAAAGGUUAUGCUUAAUUAUAAGUUCAACAAAGAUAUUUCCCAGCACAGUUAGAGGUGGUGUCCAUUGCUGCCCUCUGACAGAUUUCAGGUUCGUCCUCCAAGUUUAGUCCAGAUAAUAUUGUAUUUUGGGGGAAAACAAGGCCGAUCUGGGCAUUGAAGCCACCUCCCAAAACAAGCCGAAGGUCUUAAAAAAAAUGGAUAUGGGAGCCUUUAGGGGCAGGGCUGAAGACACUGAUAAAUAUUCUUUAAAAUGCUUUCUUCUUCUUCCACAGGGUUCAGCCAGGGUCUCCGUCGCUCUGUAGGGGGCGUGGCCACCAUCCUUGGGCCUCUGUGGGCUGGAGGCUUGACCAACAACUUGGACAUCAUGCUGGGGGUGAUGAUGGGUCUGCUAAGUCUCCUCACGGUGAGUGCCCAGUGGCCUGGCUGUGGAACUGCAUUCUGGGGUCACAGUGAGACCUCCCUCCUUCCUCCUUCCUCCUCUCCCUCUCCCCAGCCCCACCGUGCUGACGCACUCCUCUUCUCUGGCAGAUCAUGGUGGGGCUCUCAUAUGCAUACCUGGUGGAGCCGCCCAGAAGAUACGUGUCAUCGCAAACAUCUGAAGAUGAAUGCAGCUCAUGACAGCCCCAUCGGAUGGAGGUGCUUCUGAAGGAACAGAGAAGGUCCUGCUCACCCAGGUGAGAGCACAUGUCUCCCCCACCAUCACCCCGGUCUGAUGGUUGAGCGUGUGGCUUCUCAAACUCCGGUAGCCAAAUGAGGCCUGGAGAAGCUGGCGAUGGAGUCUUCCUGCAAGGAGAUGCAGAAUGAUAAUCAUCAUAAUAAAAAAAAAUUAUUUAUAUCCUGCCCUCUCCAGCCAAAGCCGGGCUCAGAGCGGCUAACAACAAUAAAAGUAACACAGCAUUCUAAAAUCAAUUCAUUCUAAAAUCAAUUCAGAAUCAAAUCAAUGGCAACCAUAUCGGCUAGAGUUCUGUGAGGAUUACUGAAGGAGGAGGUCAGACUGUGCCUUGGCCAAAGGCCUGGUAGAACAGCUCUGUCUUGCAGGCUCUGUGGAAAGAUGUCAAGUCCCGCAGGGCCCUAGUCUCUUGUGACAGAGCGUUCCACCAGAUUGGCGCCACAACCGAAAAAGCCCUGGCUCUGGUUGAAGCCAGCCUAACUUCCCUGUGGCCUGGGACCGCCAAGAUGUUUUUGUCUGAAGACCGUAAGGUCCUCCGUGGGACAUACCAGGAGAGGCGGUCCCGUAGGUAUGAGGGUCCUAGGCUGUAUAGGGAUUUAAAGGUUAAAACCAGCACCUUAAACCUGAUCUUGUACUCCACCGGGAGCCAGUGCAGCUGGUAUAGCACCGGGUGAAUGUGAUCCCGCGACAAGGACCCCGUAAGGAGUCUUGCCGCGGCGUUCUGCACCUGCUGGAGUUUCUGGGUCAGUCUCAAGGACAGCCCCACGUAGAUUGAGGCAAUGGUGGUGGGGAUUGCUCUGGUCUUCUUUCUACCAGGCAUGUCUGCAUAGUGGUUAAAAAAAAUGUAUUAUUGAGUGUACACACACACACACACACACACACACACACACACACACAGGCCCGUACCUGGAUUUUGAUUGAAAUCAUUUUCUGGUUGUUGUGGAGGACAAGGAAGAACAUGUACAUCUUUGGUUGGGCCAGACAGAUAACUUGGUGGUGGUCCCCUUUUUUGCAAUAUGGAACAAAUGGUCACAUUUGCUAAUAUGGGGGGGGGGGAACCUCCUUUAAAAUCACAAUUCAUAAAUGCAAGAGGCUUUCCCCCUCAAUAAGUCUUAAUUGUGAUAAUUGAGGUUGUUUUGGUGCUUGAAAUUCCAUGUUUUCUUAUUGUUUUGCAUAUAAGUUGCACCAAUACGUACAUGUUGCUCUAUUUAUUAAAAUGUUUUUGCCCUGCGUCUGUCCACAUAUGAAACUUUGCCUGUGGAAUGCUACUGAAUCUGAAGCUCAGUUGCUGAAGGUGUCUACUGGUUACAAAUCAGGAGACCAAACAUAGAUGAUGUGGAACUUAGCAAGCUGCCUUAUUCAGAGUCAGACCAUUGGUCCAUGUUGAUAAGUAUUUCUCCACAUGGAUGUCUCCACCUGGAUAUGCUGGGGAUUGAACCAAAGACCUUCUGCAUGCAUGUUCUUCUGUAAGAGGCAGUCCUUUCCCAAUGAUACCUAAUGCUGUGGAGCUAGACUAUGUUAGGGUAAUUUGCAGUGUGGCGAUAUUGCAUAUUUUUGCAUUGCUAUAAUCCCAAGGUAAAGGGAAAGGACCCCUGGAUGGUUAAGCCCAGUCAAAGGGGCCUAUGGGGUUGCGACUCUCAUCUCACUUUUCAGGCCGAGGGAGCUGACAUUUGUCCACAGACAGCUUUCUGGGUCAUGUGGGCAGCAUGACUAAACCGCUUCUGGCACAAUGUGACACUGUGAUGAGUGCCAGAGCACAUGGAAAUGCAUCUACUUGCAUUGGUAUGCUUUCAAACUACUAGGUUGGCAGGAGCUGAGACAGAGCAAUGGGAGCUCACCCCAUCGCAUGGAUUUGAACCACCGAUCUUCCGACUGGCAAGCCCAAGAGGCUCAGUGGUUUAGACCACAGCGCCACCCGCGCCCCUGCUAUAAUCCCAGUGGGGUAGAGAGGAGAGGGAGGAAGCACAGCUGCUCUGUUUUUGGUGGCACCUAUAGUUCUGUCCCUAAACAACUUAAAUUCAUAGGAGCCAGGGAUGGGGGAGGAAUUCAGUUUGGUUCACAUUCUAAUGUGAACCUGCCUAACAGCAGCAUCUUGGGUGGUUGUCACUGAGCGAAAAUACAUCAUGUCCCCAUAUGUGCUAACACAUUAACAGUAAGGAGCCACAGUCUGAAGGCUGAGGUUAGCAAGACAAGAUGCAGAUGAGCAAACAGAGCAACGAGGGGCUUAGGUUCUUGUUCCAGUUGGAGAAGAGGGGGAAGGCUUCAUUCGUUCAGGGUGGUUGAAACAUUAAAAGGAAGAAUUCCUCCAAACUGGGCUGAACGAGCAGCAGAAUGGCAACUGCAGUUCCAUGUGAGCAGGUGCACAAAUUCCUUAUGACAUUUACGUGUUAAUAAAGUUGGAACUAGUAGUGGCUGACCAGCAGUGGGACAUUGGGAUCAUAGUGAAGAAGUUGACCCUCAGAUGUUCUAAUAUGGAGUAUGGGAAGAAGAGACUUGUGUCCCCCAAGGAGCCUGGUCUGCCUCAUUCCUGCUUCUGUCCUUUUCCUGCAGGUGUCUCUUUGACUGGUGCUGGGCACCCCUGGCUGGAUCCCGGUUCCAUGUUACUGCUCUCCUGCUGGGAUGGGGAGUGGGAAAGAACUUGCCUCCACCCAUUGAGCAAAUAGCAGCUCAGCCACCAACUUGUGCUAUUUCACGUUCCUCCUUCUGGCCAGCUCUCCUGUCACCCACCACCUGGCUGAGGACUCUGCACCAUGCUGCCACCUAAGAGCAAAGAGUGCCAUCUCCUUCCAUGGCAUUCCUCAUUUCUUAGCCUGAACGGGGCCUGGCAAGCCAUGGAACCGGAUUCGUGUUUGGAUCUGGACUGCUGUCUCUAUGUGGCCACUUCCAGUUUCUUAAGGCCCCUCUUCACCUGGGGUCCGUGGGCACUAUAUUAAAGCUUGCUUCAUUCCAGGGAUGGGGAACCUGCUGCCCUCCAGCCAUUGCUGGACUCCAGUGCCCAUCAGUCCCAGCCAGCGAGGCCAGUGGGUGGUCAUGGAUGAUGGGAGUUCUAGCGUGGCAGUAUCUAGGGGGUCACAGGUUUUUCAUCCCUGCUGGAAGUCUUUGCAUCUCUUGGCGCUGCCCUCUCCCUCCCUUCUUCCCUGCCCCUUCCUGUAGUUGUUGCCACCAAAUGGCGCGUGGCAUUGUUUCCUUGCAAUAUCACACAUGCGGGCAGUGGGCAAUGGGGUCAGCUGCCCUGCUUGCAAGGUGUGACCCUGGGCCUGUUUGGCGAGAGGCACCGGAGCGUAACUGAGAAUCAUUCUGCAUCCUGGAGGUUUGGGCUGCGUUCAAACAGCGACCCUGAGCACAGACUUGCAAGUUAAUCUGUCGGUGCUGCCAUUUAGGGACUGAGCUGCGUCUUGGAGGGUGGGUCAACACUGGGCAGCUGUCCGAGUAGCAGGUGUGGCUGUCAUUUCCAUCGGAUAAGGAUUUGGUGUCAGGGGAGUGCUGAACCCCGUGGCUCUCCAACCCCUGCUACUCAGAACCACAUAUCCCUCGCCCCAGCUCCAAAGUUAGAAAUGAGCCCUGGGUUUCGGGGUGGGGUUUGAAAUGUCUUCUGGGAGGGGCUACAGGGGAAAAGCAAUGGCUAGAGGCAAAAUUCAGGGCCGCCCCUCCAACUUCACUGUUUCCCUUACUGCAGUAGAUCCAGACCGUAAGAAUGCAUAAAUACUAAUCCGUUAGUACUUCAGUCAUUAUUUAUUUAGACACUUGAUAUAUGCCUUAUAUUUUAGAAAACCAACCAACCGCUUACACUUCCUCCUCCCUUCCUGCUUGUUAUUUUUGUGAUGACCUUUGGUUAGCCACACAACCACACUGCUGCAAUAAUUAAUCCCACUGAAAAUGGUCACUAGGAAAUUUGCACGCUCAGACUUGCAUUUGUUUGAAGCAUUUUUAGUUCACUCUUCGAAUGAAAAAGGUCACCCGGAGUGGGUUAUGGAGAAUAACCUUCCCUGCUCUCAAGGUUGCAAUCUUAAAAACAUGACACCAAAGGAAAACGAUUUCUUUUUCUUGUAUGGGGAGGGGUGGGAGGAAAGACUCAAACUCAGCUUAGUUUACAAAGUUCUAAAAAUGGCCUGCUGGAAUGGAAGCGGCUCAAGGAGAGGCAGAGCUGAUGGAGUGACACUGCUUCUUUUCCUUCUGCUUCUAUGAGCUCAAUCAUAGAAUUGUAGAAUUAUAGAGGUGGAAGGGACCCCGAGGGUCAUCCAGUCUGACCCCUUGCUGUGCAGGGAUAGCUGCUUCCAGGAGACAGUUGAGAGAGGGAAGAUCGAAUGGAGCUGACUUCUCAGGAAAGGGCAAACCAAAUGACUAAGGAGAAUAGCAGUUCCCCUAGGAGGGAAGGAUACAACAGGUGCAGCUUCUUAGUUUAGAGCAGUGGUUUUCAACCAGUGGGCCGCGGCACCCUGGGGUGCCUUGGAUGAUGGUCAGGGUGCUGUGGACAACACUGGCCUCUGUCCUCCUUUCAUUCCCUCCCUCGUCUGAUGCCUCCUUGCAUCUCUGCCUCUCAAAGACUUGUACAGCUGUUUGUUGCAGCAGCCCUGGCUACAAGCUCUGCAGGUGAAUGAUGCCUCGGGGACUGCUGGUUGCCAGGAGCUGACGCGGCCUUGGGAUAAGCAAGGAAAUGGGGGAUGUAGCCUAGCCAGCCAGUCCACCAGCCUUUGCUGUUGGGAAUGGACGGACGAGCCCCAGGCCCCUGUGGGGCAGUGUGAAGAGGCACCUCUCUUUGGGGCAGGAGGUGGGACAGCUCAGAGACUGGGGGCUGUAGCAACGGCUGCCAGAGGACACCCAAGGAGAGGGGAGAGGAGGCUGAGGGAACACUCCACAAGGGAGGAUGUUUGAAAAAGGGUGAGAGGCUCCCAGCUCUGCAGGCAAGGGGUGACAUAACUGGGCUCCUGAGCCCCCCAGGGGUGUCACAGAAAGAAUGUAGUUGGUCAGGGGAGCCAUGGACUCAAAAAGCUGGAAAACCUCUGGUUUGGAGAAAAGACCCACAAGAGACGACAUAGUAGAGGUUUAUGAAGUUAUGUGUGGCAUGGAGAAAGUUUUUCUGCUCUCAUAACGCCUGAACUCGUGGACAUACAGUUGGUAGCCUGCAAUUGUUGUUGUUAUUAUUUGACUGCCUGCUGAGUAGCCUGAAUUUUCAUGCUGGACUUGGAAGGGGGACGCCUCAUCCAUAGCCUGCAUCAAAAUGCAAGCUGUGAGCCUAUCAGGCCAUUUUAAAUAAAAGUAUUUUACCAAGUGGGCUGGUGGGUGAAGGUCUGAUGAUGCCACUCCUCUAUCAUUUGCUUCAUUUCUGUGCUGGCCAGCAGCUCCUCUGGGUGGCACAUAAAUCAAGCAGGUCAAUGAAGGAGUAGUUCAAUCUGUCCAUCCCCCACCAGCCUAUUCACUCACCUGCAUGGAGUCCCCAGUCAAUUAUGGCAACCAGGUGAGUUGCGAAAUGCAAAGCUCCCUUCCAGCGUAUCAUCACGUUUGUCAAGUGUGAGCCGUGUGAGAAGCAGCGGCCCUGAAGGAGAGAUGUCCCAUGCAAUAUCACUGUGCCACGUGGUAUCUAUGAACAUGAUGGUGCUCGUCGUGUAACACUAUUUUCCCUACAUGGAGGUGGGUCUGGGCAGCUUUUGAAAUGGCUUCUCCGAUAACAAUUCCCCACCGUGCAAAUAAAAAUGGCUUGCACCAUGUGGCAGAGGGAGAGGGAGAGUGUUCAUGCACUUCACACAAGCAGUCCGACAUGUGGCGAUGCUUCUCUGCGCUUGGGGUUCAAGUGACGACCGCCCGGCAGGCUCUGUGCCCAGAUAAGUCCUUUAAAGAUGCCAACACAGGAUUCCAUCCCAACAGUCUUUCCAUGUGUCUCAGUUUCUUGCGUUUGUCUCUCUCUCUUGGAUUUCUGUACGAACAACAAAAAUAAACUGACACCCUACUG
This is a messenger RNA of Podarcis lilfordi (Lilford's wall lizard), 29107 nucleotides long. NCBI's taxonomy places the organism in Eukaryota, Metazoa, Chordata, Lepidosauria, Squamata, Lacertidae. The record is from the annotation of a GenBank genome assembly.